CUGUAAAGUUUUUAGAUUUUUUCUUUAAUAUUUAAACCAAAAAAAAAGGUAAGCGAAAUGUUUUAAAUUUUCGCGACCGUCUGGCAGCCUUGUGUGCGGCCACACCGGAAUUAAGUUAUAUUACUUACUCGCCAAAUUUCUAUUAUAUUUGUGUAACGGACGAGGGGAACACAGUCGUGCCUGCUAAUCGCGGCGGGGAAUUAUGAAAUACACGGCAGAUACAUUUACGUAGCGGCUUCUUAGGGCCACAGAUUCCGCAGCAGGCGGCACAACAGUUUCUAGUCAACUACUGUCCUCGAGUCAAUCCCGUGAUUACAUGGCCACCUCCGAUUUUGUGCUGGGAGGACUGGCCUCUGUGGGCGCCACCUUCUUCACCAAUCCCAUCGAGGUGAUCAAGACCCGGAUCCAGCUGCAGGGGGAGUUGGCGGCCCGGGGCACCUACGUUGAACCCUACAAGGGCAUCGUGCAUGCCUUCGUCACGGUGGCCAAAAACGAUGGCAUUCUGGGCCUCCAAAAGGGUCUGGCUCCCGCGCUGUACUUCCAGUUCAUCAUCAAUUCCUUCCGACUCAGCAUUUAUUCGGAGGCAAUGGAGCGCAAGUGGAUGCACAACCGAAAAGGCGAGGUGUCCUACGGAAUGGGUCUGAUGUGGGGCGCCAUCGGCGGCGUCGUGGGCUCCUACUGCUCCAGUCCAUUUUUCCUGAUCAAAACGCAGUUGCAAUCGCAAGCCGCCAAGCAAAUUGCAGUGGGCUACCAGCAUGCCCACACUUCCAUGAGCGAUGCCCUGCGACAGAUCUACGCGAAAAAUGGAGUGCGAGGACUCUGGCGAGGAUCGGUGGCUGCGCUGCCCAGAGCAGCCCUAGGAUCGGGUGCCCAGAUAGCCACCUUUGGCAAGACCAAAGCACUGCUGGUGGAGUACGAUCUGGUGACCGAACCCACGUUAAACUCAUUCACGGCCGGCUUGAUAGCGGGCUCCAUUAUGUCGGUGGCCAUAACGCCGCCGGAUGUGAUCACCACCCGUCUGUACAACCAGGGCGUGGACGCCGAGGGACGUGGUCUGCUCUAUCGCGGUUGGCUGGACUGCUUCGUCAAGAUCCUGCGCUCCGAGGGAGUCUACGGUAUGUACAAGGGCUUCUGGGCCAACUACCUGCGCAUUGCCCCCCACUCAACGUUGGUGCUGCUCUUCUUUGACGAGCUGAUCGCCCUGCGCACAAAGUAUAGUCGUCAAUGAUCCCAAAGAUCAGUAGAUAGGUAGCAUUACUUUAAGUACAAAAUUGUUCAACUCGUUUGUAAUAUCCAUAUAUAUUGUUUACUUUGUUAAGCCAAGUUAAGACAGGCAAAAU
This is a messenger RNA of Drosophila takahashii, 1340 nucleotides long. RefSeq names its product solute carrier family 25 member 35. Lineage: Eukaryota; Metazoa; Arthropoda; Insecta; Diptera; Drosophilidae. The record is from RefSeq and is a predicted model, not a curated record.